AGACGCAAACGCAGUAAUAAGUUGUACCCAGAAGGUGGCAGCAGUGCGACAUACCGGAUACCGGCUGCCGUUAAACACCAACGAAGAAGAAGAAGAAAGGAAGAAAAAUAAGAAACACGAAACACUACCGGUUUUUCGUGGCAACAGCAGUGAGAUUGAUCAACAGAGUUGCAGUGUGUUUCAUAAAGAGCCAGUGAUUCUGCACACCAGAGACAACAUGGAAACUACAGCAGCAGCAUGGUCAUUGAUGUAGUCGAGCCUUGCAGUUGAGAUGAGUGAUCAGAAAAAUGGCGGUGACCACGAGGACGACUUAGACGAGCUGUCUGCCAGUGAUGAAUCUGAGCCUGAAGGAGGACUCAGCAGUGCUCCGUUUGACCCCGAGCUGGACGAUGAUAGUGAUGAUGAUGGCGGGGAGGUUGCGCUCUGUGCUCCCCCUGCUGGACGCCUCGCUCAGAGUCCAUUCAGUCUGAGAGGAGGGGGCUCUGCGUUCUCCAACCGCAGCCACAGCAUCUUUGAAUGUCUGGACAGUGUGGCCCGCCUUGCAUCCUCUUCCUCCUCCUCCUCCUCUCAGAACCACCGCCCCGUUUCAGAUGGAGUGUUCGCCCGCCCUCUGCCUCCACCUCCCAGCAGGAAGACAAGCCAGCCUGCGCCCAGCUCCCCCACACCAGCGAAGAAGAGAGGAGUCCCCGACUACCUGGUGCACCCCGAGCGUUGGACCCGCUACAACCUGGAGGAUGUGACGGAGACCAGCGAGCAGGGCAACACCCGGGCCGCUCACAACUUCCUGUCCAGCCUGCAGCCGAGGAAGGAGCAGCAGGAGAGCGCUGGGGACUCCGCCACAAACCUCCAGCACAAGAUGAUCUUCUCCAGACCCAGCGGGCUGAAGGAACAACCUGAAGAUCCACCAUCAGCUGCUACAGGCAGAGACAAGGAGGCACGCCUCAGGCUCCUGGAGGAGGAGGAGGAGGAGGAGGAGGAGAGCCGGAAGAAGGACACACGCCUCAGUCAUUUGGAAGAGGAGGAGGAUGAGGAGGAAGAGGAAGAGGAGGACAACGUGGAAGAGAAAGAAAUUGCUGAAGCAAGGAGAACAGAGCAGAGAGGAGGAAAAUCUGAGGAAAAAGACACAAGGGCAGCUAUGGGGGGGGCAGAGGAGAAGAAGAAGGUGCAGAAAGGUGUGCAGGAAGGGGAGGCCGUCCCCUCCUUCAAGAAGACCAAGCGUAAGAACUACAGGAAGAGCUCAGGACAGGAGGACAACUGACUCCGUUCAUCGUUCAUUUAAAUGUGCUGACAUCCCUCAGACCAGCUCAGCCCACACUGACCAUCUGUUGACAUGACAUCAGGCCUAGCUUACCACUCAGUAAAGGGCUACUUUUACACCCAAGGCUGAGGAGAGUUUAUUUCAUUUCCUGGCUUCAUGUUGUUCCAUGUUGUGUUCCAAUGUAAAGUGUUGUCUGUUAAAGAGUCAGAUGGAGUUGUUAGCAUCCACUCGUUAGCCUCAGCGACGCUAGCGCUAACGGUGAGGCGCUGUCUCUGACGUCCAGGAAUCAUCGUGACUGUAUCAUAUUAACUGUUGUAUGUGCUGAAAAUUAAAGACGAACAGGUUAGCAACAGUAAGUAGGGGCAACGACAAGAAGUCUUUUUAAAACAUAAUGAGAGGGGUGGGUUUAAACUUGAGGGCUGAACUGGGGAGGGAAUUAGAAUCAGUGUUGGUCUUUAUUCUUAUUUGAUUUACAUUUCUUGUUGCAUGAUCUGUAUUUUGGAAUAGUCUUAAAUAAAAAUAUUGAUUUGUA
This is a messenger RNA of Eleginops maclovinus (Patagonian blennie), 1790 nucleotides long. RefSeq names its product tumor suppressing subtransferable candidate 4 (gene tssc4). Lineage: Eukaryota; Metazoa; Chordata; Actinopteri; Perciformes; Eleginopidae. Bases 272 to 1258 code for a protein of 328 amino acids. The transcript has 3 exons. The record is from RefSeq and is a predicted model, not a curated record.